Messenger RNA from Dissoconium aciculare CBS 342.82, 4915 nucleotides. Its product is annotated as putative ABC transporter. Gene Ontology annotation, molecular function: ABC-type transporter activity; ATP hydrolysis activity; ATP binding. The transcript has a single exon. Lineage: Eukaryota; Fungi; Ascomycota; Dothideomycetes; Mycosphaerellales; Dissoconiaceae. Bases 96 to 4682 code for a protein of 1528 amino acids. Gene Ontology annotation, cellular component: membrane. Gene Ontology annotation, biological process: transmembrane transport. The record is from RefSeq and is a predicted model, not a curated record.
CGGGAAUUCCGAAAGGGAAGCAUCCUGCGUCAAUCGCCAUUGGAAGCCUCCACUGAACAACGUGCGCAAACCGCCGGCGCAGAUGAAAAGCCACCAUGGCUGCACCCACCGCUCAGCCUGAUGGCAACUUUUCGCCCAAUACCCAGCUUCAAGGCGCCGAAAACACCCAACACGUCAACCCGGCCGCCGAAUCAAAUACCCUCGACGCCACCGAUUCCGACAACGACAUCAACUUGCAAAAGAAAGGUCAUGAUCGGGAAGCGAUCGAAGAGGCCGAAUCACCCAUCGAAGGCGACUUCAAAAACGAGCUGAGACCGAGCAACCUGGAUCGGACCCAGAGCAACUUCACCACCACCACAGGCACCAGCGUCACAUCCAGUCAACCCGCAAAUCAACUCGAACUCCCGCCUGUCAAACAAACCUGGUCGCAAAAGCUCAACCCGUUGAGGAGGAAGAACCCACCCCCCGUGCCCGACCAGCGCCAAGUCUCUCGGGAAUAUGACGCCGGCUUCUUCAGCCUCGUCACGUUUCAAUGGAUGGCGUCGUUCAUGGACGUCGGCUACCAGCGCCCUCUCGUCGACAAUGACAUCUGGGCGGUCAACCCCAAACGAUCGAUCGAUUCGCAGAAAGAGCGCAUGGGGGAGAAUUACAAGAGACGGAAAGAGGCCAAGCACAAGCGACCCUUGGCCAUGGCGCUCUACGACACAUAUCGCGGCGAGUUCAUCUUCGGAGGUGCUUGCCAGCUGAUUGCUUCUCUGGCACAAAUCUUGACUCCGUUUGUCAUGAAAUAUUUGAUUCAAUUCUCAUCCCAGGCAUACUACGCGAAUCGCGGCCUCGGUGUUGCACCACCGAUUGGAGAUGGAAUCGGUCUGGUGUUUGGAAUCACUCUUAUGCAGAUGCUCAUGUCCUUGACCACGAAUCAUUUCAUUUACCGUGGUAUGAUGGUCGGUGGCCAAGCGCGUUCGACAUUGAUCAGCCUGAUCUUUGAUAAAGCUAUGCGGUUAUCCGGUCGGGCGCGAGCAGGCGGCGCGGCGGAGACUGCUGCUGAGGAGACGCCUCAAUUCGAGCCGGGAAGCAAGGAAGAGAAGAAAUGGCUCAAGAAGAAGCUGGCGGAUGCGCAGAAUGGCAUUUCCGGAGAAGGAGUCGGUUGGAGCAAUGGGCGCAUCGUCAACCUCAUGUCCACCGAUACCUACCGCGUCGACCAAGCUUCGGGUCUUUUCCACAUGAUCUGGACGGCACCCAUUCAAGUCGUCUUGACUUUGAUCCUCCUGCUUAUCAACAUCACCUACAGCGCUCUUUCCGGUUUCGCUUUCAUCGUCAUCAUGAUGCCGCUUCUCGGUCAAGCCAUCAAAAGUCUCAUGUUUCGUCGUCGAUUCAUCAACAAGGUCACCGACCAGCGUGUCACACUCACCCAGGAGAUCAUCUCCUCGGUUCGAUUCGUCAAGUUUUUCGGAUGGGAAACGAGUUUCCUCGAUCGCCUGGCGAGCUUGCGAAAGCAAGAAGUCGACAAGAUUACGAAACUGCUUUCUAUCCGAAAUGCCAUCCUCGCCGUGUCACUAUCUCUGCCCAUUUUCGCAUCCAUGUUGGCAUUCAUCACCUAUUCGCUCUCCGGCAACGGCCUUGCUCCUGCACCCAUCUUUUCGUCCUUGGCGCUAUUCAACUCGCUGCGUAUUCCUCUGAAUUUGCUUCCGAUGGUCAUCGGUCAGAUCGUCGAUGCGAAUGCCUCCAUCAAGAGAAUUCAGGAGUUCUUAGACGCAGAAGAGCUGCCCGUAGAGGCUACGUGGGAGGAGAAGGCGCACGACGCUAUUGAAAUCGAGAACGGAAGUUUCACUUGGGAACGUACCCGCACGCAGGACACCGAUGAUACUCCCAUCAAAGGAGACAAGCCCGGGAAACCUACCAAGCAGGAGAAAAAGGAUGCCAAGCAGGAAAAGAAGCAUGUAAAAAUCAAGCAAAAGGAGGACAAGAGAAUCGCAAAGCAGCGGGAAGCGGAAAAGUUGGAGAGCGAUCCGAGCAGCCCGACCGACGACGACAAUUCCAUGCAGGAGAAAGAGAAACGCCCGUUCGAGAUUUCAGGAAUCAACCUCAGCAUUGGUCGCGACGAGCUUGUGGCGGUCAUUGGCUCUGUUGGCUCAGGGAAGAGCUCCCUGUUGGCUGCUCUCGCGGGUGACAUGCGCAAGACCAGCGGCAAUGUGACCUUUGGCGCCUCGCGAGCCUUUUGUCCACAGUACGCGUGGAUCCAAAACGCCAGCGUCAAGGAGAACAUCACCUUCAGCAAGCCAUACGACCGCCAUUGGUACAACCAAGUCGUCGACGCCUGUGCUCUGCGCCCGGAUCUGGAGAUGCUUCCUGCUGGGGAUCUCACGGAAAUCGGUGAGCGUGGUAUCACUGUUUCCGGAGGUCAGAAGCAGCGAUUGAACAUUGCUCGUGCGAUUUAUUUCAACGCGGAUACCGUGAUCAUGGACGAUCCUCUGUCAGCCGUCGAUGCUCACGUCGGAAAGCACAUUAUGGAUGAAGCCAUCUGUGGUCUCCUCAAGGGCAAGGCGCGUGUUUUGGCCACUCAUCAACUGCACGUAUUGCACCGAGCCGAUCGGAUCGUCUGGAUGAAGGAAGGUCGUAUUGCCAAAAUUGCCACUUUCCCGGAGCUCAUGGAGCACGACGAGGAAUUCCAAAAACUCAUGGAGACCACUGCCGCCGAAGAGGAAGAGGAGGAAGUGGAGGAGGUGCUCGAGGACAAAGGCGAAAAGGAAAAGAAAGCCGCAGUCAAGAAGACCAAAAAGACCAAGAAAUCCGCUGCCGCCCUCAUGCAGCAGGAGGAACGCGCGGUCAACAGUGUCAGCUCCAGCGUCUACAUGGCCUAUGUCAAGGCUUCCGGCUCGAUCGCCGUCCUCCCUUUCAUCCUCCUCUUACUCAUCUCCUCCCAAGGCUCGAACAUUGUCACCAGCCUGUGGCUCUCGUGGUGGACCUCGAACAAAUUCAACCUGAGCGAAGGCGUCUACAUUGGAGUCUAUGCUGCCUUUGGUGUCCUCCAGGCCCUUUUGACCUUUGCCUUCGCCACCACCUUGACAUAUUUCGGAACCAAGGCCAGCCGGGUCAUGCUGCAACGCGCCAUCUACCGCGUCUUGCGUGCGCCCAUGUCUUUCUUCGAUACAACCCCGAUGGGUCGCAUCACCAAUCGAUUCUCCAAGGAUGUCGACACCAUGGACAACGUCCUCACGGAUUCCAUUCGAAUGUUCACCCUGACAUUCGUCACCAUCAUCUCCGUCUUCAUCCUCAUCAUCGCUUACUACUACUACUUCGUCGUCGCUCUCGUUCCGUUGACGUUCAUGUUCUGCUUCUCUGCAGGCUACUACCGGGCAUCGGCCCGUGAGUUGAAACGUCACGAGGCUAAUCUGCGAAGUGUGGUCUUCGCCCGUUUCAGCGAGGCAGUCAAUGGGACUUCCACCAUCCGCGCUUAUGGCGUCGAGAAGCAAUUCGCCCAUCGUUUGUCCGAAUCUCUGGAUUCAAUGGACGGCGCAUAUUUCCUCACCUUUGCUAACCAGCGCUGGCUAUCCGUUCGACUCGAUGCCCUCGGUAACCUUCUGGUGUUCACGUGCGGCAUUCUCGUCGUGACUGCACGUUUCUCCAUCGACCCCUCGACGGGCGGUCUGGUCCUUUCGUACAUCCUGUCCAUCGUCCAAAUGAUUCAAUUCAGUGUGCGACAACUUGCCGAAGUGGAGAACAACAUGAACUCCACCGAGCGUAUCCACUACUACGGCACCCAACUCGAGGAGGAAGCUCCCCUUCAACGGGGUGAGGUCCGCUCCUCAUGGCCGGAGCGCGGAGAGAUCGUCUUCGAAGACGUGCAAAUGCGCUACCGAGCUGGUCUGCCGUUGGUGCUCAAGGGUAUGAGUAUGACCGUCAAAGCCGGCGAGCGCAUCGGAAUCGUCGGGCGCACCGGCGCGGGUAAAUCAACCAUCAUGUCAACGCUGUUCCGCCUAGUCGAGCUCAGCGGCGGUCGCAUCACCAUCGACGGCCUCGACAUUUCCACCCUCGGCCUAGCUGACCUACGAUCCCGCCUCGCCAUCAUCCCGCAGGAUCCCACCCUCUUCCGCGGCACCAUCCGCUCUAACCUCGAUCCUUUCCACGAACACACCGACCUCGAAUUGUGGAACGCUCUCCGCCAAGCAGAUCUCGUCGGGCCGGAGCAAGCCCUCGAGAACCCUUCUCCCUCCAGCCCGAGCCAAGACGGCACCGUCGUCGUCGCCAACAACAACAACAACAACAACAACAACACCUCCCGCAUCCACCUCGACACCCCCGUCGAAGAUGAAGGCCUCAACUUCUCCCUCGGCCAACGCCAACUCCUCGCCCUCGCGCGCGCCCUCGUCCGCAACUCCCAGAUCAUCGUCUGUGACGAAGCGACCUCCUCCGUCGACUUCGAAACCGACCAGAAGAUCCAGCGCACCAUCGUCCGCGGCUUCUCCGGCAAGACCCUGCUGUGCAUCGCGCACCGCCUCCGCACCAUCAUCGGCUACGACCGCAUCCUCGUCAUGGACCAGGGUAACGUCGCCGAACUCGAUUCGCCCUUGCGAUUGUUUGAGAAGGAGGGCGGCAUCUUCAGGGGCAUGUGUGAGCGCAGUGGGAUCCGCCGCGAGGAUUUCCUGGGCGCGGGGAGGGAGGUGAGGGAUGCGAUGCGAUAAAAGGAUGAGGCGGGGAGUGAUGAUUAUGGAAAGAGAAUGAGAAUUUUGUUCUAGAAGGAGGGUUUUAUUUAUCGAUGGCUAUGAUGAUUAUGAUGAUCCGAUUUCGCUUAUUUAAUGACUCUUAUGACCUCCUUCUUCUCCUCCUCCUCCUCAUCCCUCUUCUUUUUUCUCUUUUCUUCUCGUUCUCGCAUGGUGAGCCAACUGGCUACUCUCAGGUUUCAAGUCCCAUCGGU